CUCUUUUAUUUCUCCCCACUGCAAACACCAAGUUUCCUGAACAAUGGCAGAGCCGAUGGAAGUCGAAGUCGCGCCUGGCGUGAACAAGAAGAUUCUGCGUGCUGGCGUCGACACUCCCGCGGCCACUGCGGAUGUGUUUGACACUGCCGACGUGAGCCCCCCGAGCGGCUCCAAGGUGACUGUGCACUACGUCGGCCGCCUGCUCGACGGCACCGUGUUUGACUCGAGCCGCGAGCGCAACGAUCCGUUCGUCUUUGAUCUCGGCAAAGGCCGAGUCAUCAAGGCGUGGGACGUUGGUGUGGCAAGCAUGAAGCGCGGCGAGCUGGCCGAGCUCACCUGCGCGCCCGAGAUGGCGUACGGCGCAAGCGGAUCGCCGCCCAAGAUCCCGCCGAACGCAACGCUGGUGUUUGAGGUCGAGCUGCUCAGCUGGUCCUCCGGCGACGACAUUAGCGGCAAGAACGACGGAUCGCUCGUCAAGAAGAUUGCCAAGGAGGGCGCCAACUGGAAGAAGCCCAAGAACGGCGAAGACGUGCAGUUCCGCAUUCGCGUGCGUAACGCCGCCUCCGGAGAGACGUAUGUCGACCACACGCAGCAAGCAGUGUGGCAGCGCAUCGGCGACGUCUCCGUCUACCCAGCAGCCGUCUCAACCGCGCUCACCAACAUGAAGCUCGGCGAGCACGCCUUGGUCCGCGCCACCGAUGCCGGCAGCGACGCAAUUGGCGUCCCGGCAAACACCCCCGUCGUGUUUGACCUCGUUCUCGAGCGCUGGAUUGAAGUCGUCAAGAUUACCGACGACGAAGGCGUGGUCAAGCGCAUUCUGGGCGAAGGCGAGGGCUUCAAGACGGCCAAGGACGGCUCGACCGCCAAAGUCCGCAUUCUGCAGCUCGCCGACCCGCACCCGGCCUUCGCGGACCUGAUUUCGCAGCACCCGGAUGGCCAAGGUAGCGAGGUGACUGUCGUCGUCGGCGAUGUUGCUGGCCAGCUGCCCGAGGCUGUCGAGAUGGCGCUCGAGACGAUGAAGGUGAACGAGCGCGCCGUCGUGACUGUCCACCCGUCGUUCCACUCGCUCGCCACCUCCGCGAUCUACGAUGUCAAGCUGCUUAGCUUCACCCCCGUUAAGGAUAUCUGGGACAUGUCGGAUGCGGAGAAGGUGGAAACGGCCAACGUCACCAAGGAGAAGGGCUCGACGCUCUUCCGCGAGAGCAAGUUCCGUGCCGCCGAGAAAAAGUACCUCGCUGCGCUCAAACUCGUCGAGAGCGACUUUUCAUUCACCGAGGAACAGAAGGCUGCCGUGUCCAAGCUGCGUGUUGCCUCCAACAGCAAUCUCGCCGCCGUGCAACUGAAGGGCAGCAAGUGGGCAGAGGCCAUCAAGAGCGCCUCCAAGGUUCUGGAGAUUGAGCCCAACAACGUCAAGGCCCUGUUCCGUCGCGCCCAGGCCGAGCACCGUUCGGGCGAUCUGGAACUCGCACUCGCUGAUCUCGCCGCAGCGUCCAAGCUCGAGCCCUCCGAUGCAGCCAUCCGCGCCGAGACUACUGCUGUUCAAAACAAGGUUCAAGCACAAAAGAACAAGGAGAAGGCCUUGUACUCCAAGAUGUUUGCUUAAGCGAGUGACGAGUUUUUGUGAUUUUUUCCAAAAGUGCUUUUCGCUUGGCUUGUACUUUUCCUCCAAUGACAGCAUGAAUUUUUUUCGUU
Capsaspora owczarzaki ATCC 30864 is the source of this 1692-nucleotide messenger RNA. RefSeq names its product FK506-binding protein. The transcript is spliced from 2 exons. Gene Ontology annotation, molecular function: peptidyl-prolyl cis-trans isomerase activity; protein binding. NCBI's taxonomy places the organism in Eukaryota, Filasterea, Ministeriida, Capsasporidae. The coding region runs from base 44 to 1603 and encodes 519 amino acids. The record is from RefSeq and is a predicted model, not a curated record.